Penicillium malachiteum is the source of this 2355-nucleotide messenger RNA. Its product is annotated as E3 ubiquitin-protein ligase. NCBI's taxonomy places the organism in Eukaryota, Fungi, Ascomycota, Eurotiomycetes, Eurotiales, Aspergillaceae. The transcript has a single exon. The record is from RefSeq and is a predicted model, not a curated record. The coding region runs from base 1 to 2355 and encodes 784 amino acids.
AUGGUGCUCUCGUUGUCGGUCCCCGGCUUCUCCAAAUCCUCCACUUCUCCCCCACGCCCCGCCGAUGGCACCGCGCCCGCACCACGCCGUCAUCGCGGCUCGGCUUCCGGCUCUUCAACCAGUCGAAACACCUGGAAACCAGCUGUUCUGGGUGGUGGUACUUCAACAUCGAAUAACCAAUCUAUUACGCUGAGCGAAGCUCUACGCAACAACCCCUUCGGUAGCCCUUCGCGCUCAUCCCGCCCGGUCCAGACACCUAUCGAUGAAACAAAGGAACGGAGGCAAGAACGUGAUGAUCUGAACUUGGCCCUUGAAGCUCUUGCUCGUAUCUUUCCCGAUGUGAAGAUCGAGGUGUUCAGGGAACUGCUUGUACGCUUUGACGGAGAUAGCAGGCUACACGUCUGCGUGGAGCAGUUGCUCCGUCACAAGAAGGAAUGGGUUUCAGGAAGGUGGAAUAUACCCGAGGGGAAUGAUGGUGCGGAUGAGGACGGCUCAGAUGAUUCUGCUGGACCUCAAGCUGGCUGUAUUCAUAAUCCUUUACCAGACGGUGGUCUCGUGCCUCCAGAAGAACGAUUCCGGUCGGAUGAGUACAAGGCUGCUGUGCGGGCGACACUGGCUAAAGAAUUUGGUAGUCUGAGCAAGAGCACCGUGGAAGGUGUUCUGGCUGAGGUGAACUUUAGCUAUCUACGUGCGCGCCCAAUAUUACGAGAUCUCUCACGGCGAACCUGGCGGGCUACAUUCAAUAGUAUCCUGCCAUCUUUUCGAAAGAAGAAAGAUCGAGAAGAGCAUCCGCUUAUGGUGUGGCAACGCCGCAGUGAUGGAGAAAUCGUGCCAAAACUCAAAGUCACUGGCUCCGCUGAGCUGGACGAGGAAUUAGACGCGAUACUUGUCCUUCCGCUUCGGCAACAGAAGCGCGAGGAACAAGAAAGUACAGACUUUCAAUUUGCCUUGGAUAUCAAUGAGAAAGAAGCCAAAGCGGCCGAUGCCAUAUAUGAGUGUGAGUGCUGCUUAGCUGAUGUGACUUUUGAACAAAUUGCGACUUGCUCGGAUAAUGUUCAUAUAAUAUGCUAUCAUUGUAUCCAGCGGACUACCUCUGAAGCCCUUUUUGGCCAAGGCUGGGGCAAAUCUGUGGAUUUGGAACAUUCAACCCUGAAAUGCAUUGCACCACUAUCUGUUGGUGCUUGUGAGGGAUGUCUUCACCCGCAAAUUGUGCGCCAGGCAAUUCUACUCGAUACAGCUGGUGCUGAGACGUACCGCAAAUUCGAAGAUCGACUAGCCUCCGAAACACUGCUGAAAUCGCAACUGAAGUUGAUUCGGUGCCCCUUCUGCAAUUAUGCUGAAGCCGAUCCUGUCUAUCAUCCUUCAUCUCGGGGAAUCGGCUGGCGAAUUCGUCGUGAUGGAGGCGUUCCCCACACUAUUUUUAUGACCCUUCUUCUCCUUGAUCUAGUUCCUGUACUUGUGAUACCCUUCUUGAUUCUCUUAUUGCUCAACCCUUCUGCUGUAGCGGAAAUAUUCAACAACUCAAUCCGCAAUCUCUGUCUCAAGAUUCGACCAAAAAGAUUUAAAUGCUCUAACUCCGCCUGCGCACGGGUAAGCUGCAUGACCUGCCAAAAAGCAUGGCGAGAUCCUCAUGUCUGUCAUGAGCCAUUACUACUAGACCUACGAGCAACCGUGGAAGCUGCUCGCACAGCGGCAGUGAAACGGACCUGUCCUCGCUGUGGUCUGUCAUUCGUCAAGUCUUCUGGCUGCAACAAGCUUACCUGUGUCUGCGGAUACUCAAUGUGUUACCUCUGUCGCAAAGCCCUUGGCACCCCGAUCCGAACCGAAGAUCGGCACGGUGCCCGACGAAGACGAGGACUCGAUUUAGAAGCCUACGAUGGUCUCGCCGGUGAUGUUGACGGCGCAGCCGAAGAAGAAAUGUUCGAAGAUGAUGAAUUCGAAGAACCAGAAGGCUAUAAACACUUCUGUGAACACUUCCGUAUUAACCCAGGCUCUCGCUGUAGUGAAUGCACAAAAUGUGAUCUCUAUCAAGCUGAAGACGAGGAAGUAGUUGCACGUCGUGCUGGAGAGAAAGCAGAGCGCGAAUGGCUUAUCCGACAGGGAAAUGAUUCCACUGUCAAUGCUUCGGCUUCGGCUUUGGGUCUUCGAAAUGUCAAUCAAGAUCUUUCGGCUGGCACGGAAGGCUCAUCUGCUGCCCGCAACACUUCUACCUCAUUAUGGGACCUCCAGCUUAGUUCUGGUAAGCCCUGGGCUUACUGGUUUGGUGAUGUUUGGGUGGAUGGGAGGUGGAAAUUAGAAGGCCAGGCUUUAGUAGACUGGGUCGUGGAACGAAUCAUUGUGAUCGAGGAUCCUUGA